Messenger RNA from Spea bombifrons (plains spadefoot toad), 531 nucleotides. RefSeq names its product PDZ domain containing 11 (gene PDZD11). Lineage: Eukaryota; Metazoa; Chordata; Amphibia; Anura; Pelobatidae. The transcript has 7 exons. Gene Ontology annotation, biological process: maintenance of epithelial cell apical/basal polarity; neurotransmitter secretion; protein localization to basolateral plasma membrane. Gene Ontology annotation, molecular function: protein binding. Bases 46 to 477 code for a protein of 143 amino acids. Gene Ontology annotation, cellular component: basolateral plasma membrane; synapse; cell-cell junction. The record is from RefSeq and is a predicted model, not a curated record.
UAUGAAUUUUUAGUAAGUAAGAAGCUGAACGGCUGGAGAUCCGGAAUGAUGGAGGGCCGCGCCACCUAUGAGGAGUAUCCGUAUCCAGUGGUGUUUCUGCCCUCUUAUGAAAAUCCUCCAGCUUGGAUCCCACCCAAAGAGCGUGUAUACAACACAGACUAUAACAACGACUUAACUUGUUUCCUCCCACGAACAAUUCUCCUGAAGAAACCACCUGGAGCUCAGUUAGGAUUUAACAUCCGUGGUGGUAAAGCAUCCCAACUUGGAAUCUUCAUAUCAAAGGUGAUUCCUGAUUCAGAUGCUCAUCGGGCUGGACUUCAAGAGGGAGACCAGGUGUUGACUGUCAACAAUGUGGAUUUCCAGGAUAUUGAGCAUAGCAAGGCUGUAGAGAUUCUGAAAACGGCCCGUGAAAUCUUCAUGCAAGUUCGUUACUUUCCAUACAAUUAUCAGCGCCAGAAGGAGAGAACUGUUCAUUAACAGCACUGGAAGCUCUUCUUACAGCCUUCACAUCCAUCCAUCUUUGUUAUAUUU